Molecule: messenger RNA, 2976 nt
Organism: Giardia duodenalis
Lineage: Eukaryota; Fornicata; Diplomonadida; Hexamitidae
Exons: 1
Coding region: 1-2976 (991 amino acids)
Source: RefSeq, a predicted model, not a curated record
AUGUUGCUACAUUCGGGGUUUUGCGAAGUCUUUCAUGAUUUACGGAAUAGAGAUUACCAAACUGAGUACCAGAAAGUCUUACUAACCACGUACUGGGAGCUGGGACGAGCGCUUGGCCAUGAUUGCACACAGGGCAUUUCUCUCGAACGGUUAAUACCACCGAGCACGCAGGCCGGACGCAAAUCUCGGUCGUCCACAACUAUAUCCAUACUUGAGAAAAGGCAAGAAGCGAUAAUAGAGGCAGCUUUAAAUAGAACAUAUAGUGAUGGUCCCUUCCGGUUACGGCUCCCAACAGAAGUGGUUCAGCUCAUUGUCAUGGGUCAGCAGAGUAAGGCUGUGGUUGCGCGGAUUACACUAAAAGAUGGUGCUCUAGUACUUUCUAUCGUUUUUAAACAUACGACUAAGGCAAAGUCUAAGACAAGUGUUUCCACAGCCGGCUCAGAACCAGAAAUUCCAUUGGCAAGAGGCACUCGGUGGAUUGAGAAUAAUGAACAGUUCAGCAAGACAGUCAUUUGUGAGGCUGUCCGGUGUCACCUGAAGUCAGCAUUUCGCAACAUUUAUAACACAUGGUCUCCAACGAUUACAGAGUACUUUAUAAACCAGGAGCAUCUACCGCAGAUUAUCUAUGCAUGCCGCAGUGCUCUUAAACGGUCAAUGGCUGUGGACGUGGAUGAAAAUAUUGAAGACUAUCACCAGCAUGUUAUUCGGGGCAUAGCUCUGCGUAAAACUACGGCCAUAAGGCUAGGUAGGUCACAGCACAAUGAUAGCACCUUUAACUCCCUGGCUGUGCCGCUUGUUAGUUACUACAUGAACUCCUGGUCUCCUAGCGAAAGUGACGCGCUGCUGCUUUCCGAGCGCUUCCUUGCAGAAAAUUUGUCUGCGCGUAGCAUAGAAGAACACAUUAAUAGCAUACGACAUAUACUCAACGCCUAUGUCAGGCUCAACACACUUUAUGGCGAACGUGUCCAGUCAGCUCUCCCCACUUUGGAUAAUGAUUCUGCCCAACUAGAUGGUAAAGUCUCUGCGCACGAAGGUACAGAUACGAAGGUUACGGGGAUUUGUAGUAUUGGACACCCUGCACAUACAUUCAAAACAGCAAUGCUCCUGUUUGUACCCACGCCCAUGCAAAUCAAGAUGAUCUUCAGCACUGCAAGGGAAGUGCUCGACAGGCCAGACUCUGAGGUGCUGGAUUUAGACGAGCUCUACACAGAAUUCACAGAUCAACCCUACAAGGUUCUUUCUAACGAUACUUCCUUUCUGUUUGGUAAAGAGCAUGCUAUUGACGAUUAUUCCACCAUUUAUCCUGUGCGCACAGUGAGUCCAUUCUUGCUGCGUGAACGGGGGUUUACAGAGCAUAAGCGAGUAACCCCUUUGGCCAGUACGACCAAAUCUUCCGUAAGCGUAACCGGAGAAUCAGACAAAGGAUCUUCACAGUCGCGGAAACCUGUUUCUAUACCUGUUUAUCACGACCUUAGUAUUUGCUAUCUCCCAGUCAGAGCAGAAAAUCAAUCUGUUCAUCGGCAGAAUAAAGAAUAUGAUAUGUUCAGCGGAAUUUUUCGGCACACAGCCAGAAGCUAUAGUGAGGUCGUUUCUAUUAUUAAGUCUCGAAAAAACCACUUAAAGGCGAUACUCCAGGGCUCCGGUAACUCUGGCAGCUCUUCAUCUGCAGCAAUAGAUCUGCAAAGCAAAAGCGUGGACUAUGAAGGUAAUCAGCCCCAAGCAUACUCAGCCUCAACUGAUAACGAAGCGCUGAAUCACAAGCGGUACAGUCGGAUGCCGUGUUCAAACUCUAUGCACAACAGUACCUUUGUUAAAUCUGCAUCUAAUAACAUGACUGGAGCCAUCUAUUCUCUUAAGGGUUCCUCGUUGUCUGCUGAUAACGCUUAUAGACCCGAAAGAGUAUCUGCCCAUCAUGAGCACUAUUCUGAGCCGGGCCGGAAACAGCUAUUUUCAUACUCUUCGAGGUGCAACUCUCACUCUGACCACAACUUUGGAUCUAGUACUAAGGAUAACGUUGUUGUUAAUCUCGAUACACCAUCUUCCAAAACGUUUAACUUUAUACGCAUGCCGUUUGGAGGGUCAAAGACCGCCCAGGAUAAGGUGGAGCAGCAAGCCAAGCAAAAGCGCGAGUUGGAACAAAAACUCUUAGAAGAUGCUCUUGCUGAGCAAAAGGAGAGGCUGCUGUCAGAGCAGCAAGCCCAUAAGGAGGACCAGAAGCGGCUACUCGAGCUCGAAAAGCAAUUGAGCGAGCAAAGAGAGCUUAUGUUGCAGCGACAAGAAGUAGAAAUUCAGGUUCAAAGCAUAAGCACACCAUUGCCCACCGAUAGGUCUGAGUUAGAACGCCAGUGUAGCCACGGAGACACCGGACCCUCGCUGAAUAACUGCUCCCACUCCAACUCCUGUGGCUCCGUUGAGGCUGUGCCACAAGAGCGCGUCCAGGACACCCAAUACUACAAGUAUAUCGUGGAAUCAGAGGCUAUGCGUAUUGACCAGCUUGGCCGACUAACUAGCUUAAAGGCGCAUGCGAAGUUUUUAGAGUUCCACCAGGGGUCGUUUGGUCCUGAGAGGCUCUGCCUUCUCUCUGCCUCUGUGUAUAGGGAGCUGGAAGCAUAUCCCUUUGCUGGAACCAUGAAGGACAUCAUUUUCACCAUGUGGAUGGGCUAUGACAUUUCGAAGAGCCUAAUGGCACUUUUUUCCUCUGUGCGGGCAUGUGCAUUGGCCACCCCAACGAUGUUUGAGGGGAUUGAACGUAACACAAUGAAAAAUGUAAUUAAGGCACCCAACAUGAAUGUGAUUAGUGAGCGGGAUGAAAGGUCGAAGCAGGUUUGGUACGAUCGAGACAAGGAGAUACUAGAAACCAUCUUGAACUUGUUGCACGUGGAAACAAAGCAUUCGGUACUUGAGUUGAUUAAUUUUUGCUCAACCAUGACUAGGCUUCUGAGCACGGUGAAGCAAUCUCCAUCCUCUAGCUCCUAA